AUUUUGGAACCACCGACUAUGUAUCAAGUUGCACACGUAUACAAACUAAUAAAAUUUAGGAAACCGAACAUGGGUAUUGCUGGACUUUGAUCGAUACAUACUUUCCCAGUGGCGCCCUCGAGGAUCGGAAGUAAUAUUUGGAGCACGAUUUGUAGAGAAAAAAAUGCGAGCAGGAAUGCAACUAUGUGCUUGGUGUGGAAUGAUUGAACAACAGCGCAACCAAUUCACUCAGUUCACAGAAGACAAAGUUGUAUGCUCACCGCAAUGUUGGCAGAUGUUAGAGGGAAGUGAGGGAGCGACUACAAACCCUCAUAAAUAACG
Strongylus vulgaris is the source of this 321-nucleotide messenger RNA. The record is from the annotation of a GenBank genome assembly. NCBI's taxonomy places the organism in Eukaryota, Metazoa, Nematoda, Chromadorea, Rhabditida, Strongylidae.